This is a messenger RNA of Ooceraea biroi (clonal raider ant), 10424 nucleotides long. Its product is annotated as UPF0602 protein C4orf47 homolog. Gene Ontology annotation, cellular component: centrosome; cytoplasmic microtubule. The record is from RefSeq and is a predicted model, not a curated record. Lineage: Eukaryota; Metazoa; Arthropoda; Insecta; Hymenoptera; Formicidae.
GUGAUGACCUCGGUGCAUUUCGGACUUGCGAUUCGAAUGGUGCUAACUCCCUCUUUCCCCAUGGACGAUUCGUGCAUCCGAAAUGCCCUUUUGAGACGGACGCGAGUGUUGGGCGUUAGGUUCCCCUUUUGCAGGAGAAACUACGUGCAAUUGGUGCGCGAAUUACAUAAGAAAGAAAUUAUAACGUGUAUAUUCUCGCAUGAGUCGCACACACGUACGUGCGCGGCAAUGACGGGCGGAUAUGUAAUUCCGUAUCAAAUCCGACUCGAUUGCGCACGUAACUUUUGCGUUGUUGCGACGAAUGGCUUCGCUGGAAGCGUCACUUCGUCUCGCAGCCGCGUCGCCCGGCGAAAUGGCGCGUAUCAGUUUCUACAGACAUUUCCUGAGCGUUGUUCGAGAAACUCGACUAAUCGCUUUCACAGCGGCGAUCGACGUGGGAUUUGCGUGGAACGAAUGGCGUUCGUGCCGAGAACGCGUGCUGCAAAUUUCGGCAGGAAGGAGAGAGAGAGAGAGGAGAGGCUUUUUGUCUCUCCCUUGCUUGCUCGCACUUCGUGCGUUCGAGUGCUCUCGGUACUUGUACGCGUCGUUAUUGCGCGCAUUUGCCGCGCUCGCGAAUCCGUUAAUUAAGAGAUUCCAAUCAUGUGAUACGUAACAAGCGCGAACUAUUCGCGGCAUACAUUUGCGUCACGAAGUAUGUCUAGCAAGACAGCCACGUGAUGAUUCUAUCAACCGCGAUCGAUGACACUUCGGUUCUAUCGUUUCAUCCUCGUCGCGGAAUAUUUCGGCAUCCUCCCGAAUUUUGCCGAUGAUUUCCGGGAGUACCGAUGAGAAUACUGAUUUCAAUGAGAAAUUUGUCGAUUUUGAAUUUAUUGAUGCGUAUCGUUCUACUGUCGAUUUUAAUACAUCACUCUUGUUUUGGGGGAUGUGACAACGAAUUUCUAGCGAUCCGAGAAGACGAGCCUAGCGAGGGUACAGCGAAUGUGUUCCAUGAAGUUCGAAGAUUUCGGAUGUGUACAUAUACUUUUGUACAUAUAUAUAUACUUUUAUAUAUACGCGUAUUUGUUGGACUUAUAUUACGUGUGUACAAUGUUAUGUACUUUUUAGUAUGAGAAUAACGUUAUAAGGUUCCAGAACGUCGAAUGACACCGUCCAAAGAAUUCGGCACACUGGCUACUGCUAACUAGACGAUUAAAUAGCGUUUCAUCGACGUUGAAAAACGAAAGAAAGAAAUUAAAAAAUUCUCUGGUCCUCUUAUUACAAAUUUUUUGGUUUUGACUGAUUUAUACGAUUAUGUAAUUGCAUUCGGUUCUGUACAGAGCACACACAGGGACGAUUUCACUCGUUCGUGACUCAUAAAAUUUUAAUCAUGCAUAGAAAUUAGGUACAUAUCUACAUAUCAUUAUCCGCAUUUCCAUUUUGCGUUAAAAAUGUAAUUGUCUGAUAGAAUAUAAAAUUUGCUUGCUAUUAAAACAGAUUCUGUUGCAAUGUUGCAAAUAAAACGAUCACGAUAUUUAUUAUUAAUAAAGAAAUGUUGCAAAAGAUUGGUUUUAUCUAUGCAAGGUGUCAUCAUUGAUGUAGACACGAUUCUGUCUGAUGGAAGCAAUAUUUUCGAGGAUCGCAUUGGGCCGAAGAAAUUGAUCUUUGUCGAGCGUGAAGCAACGAUUGUGGUUCGCUAUUGUUCGAUAUUAAUUUAGUAUGUUGGUCAUGCAACGACGAGCAAAACAAUAUACGACGAGCAUAUCUAUCCAUCGCUAUUCUCGUUUGUUCGCUUAAAUACGCCCGAAUACCAAGUCAACUAUGAAAAGAUUAUGUAGUCAUCACGGGCUACGCGAAAUAUUUUGUUACUGUGAAAGCUUCGUACGAUCGUUUUUCCGUUCAUUCGACAUAUUUUUCAUUUGCCUACAAAUUGCUAUGUUCAAAUUGGCUGACUUUCGAAGUCCUAUAGCCUUUUUUAAAAUAAAUAUAAUAGUACAUAUGUUGCUUUAUAUAAAUUCUUUAUAUGUAAAAUUAUCGAAACACUAUAACUAAUAGUUCUUGAAAACCAAAGUUUCUCGUUGCAAAUAUAUAAAAAAUAUUAAAAAUAUAAAAUAUAAAAUAUUCAAGUUUAUUUUCAUAUAUUAUAUUUAUAUCAGUUUUCACGUAAUAUCAAGGGAAACAGGAUAAUGAACGAGCAGAUGCGAGCUGAAAAUCGGAAGAAAGCGAGUUAAAUUUGCAAAUAACGUACUAUUUGCAUUUUUAAAAUUUUACAGCGCGCGGAACUUGGUGGUGAGUAUACGAUUGCAUUAGGGAUGUACUCGGGCAGAAUUGUAGCAUGCAUCGGGACGUGCGGCACCGUAAAAGCGCGGCAGUUGGACGAGGAUCGAUCGAGCAACAAAUUGGUGAUCGUGCCGAUGGAAAAUGAACCGUUAAGCAGCCUCCCCUCCCCUCUCUGACAAUGACAUACGGUUAGUUUGGCGUAAAUCAGUAGUUUCUACUCGUGGCGAUGCUCCCGUUCACCGGCUGUGUAAUGUGAUAAUUUAACAGAGGCAUUACUGCGUGAGCAGGUGCAAAAUAUUUCAACGAGGCGCGCGCGGCCGCGCGCGAUUCGCUACGCAAAAACCACAUCCGCGCUGUAACCAAUACCCGCGAUAAAUUUAAUUAUUAUUUCGCAGCACAAGCGGAAAAGAGAGAAAGAGAGAGCGGAAUCGAAAGCGCGCGCGAUAGGAAAUGCAUUCGUAAUGAUGUUCCGAACGUUUCGCGCUGGCGAACUAUCCGGGUUUUCGGUUUCUCGCUUUCCACGGCUUCUUUGGCGUUUCACGUUUCUUCGACUCGUCAUUUUCCCAGGUUCGCUUUUCAACUCCUUAAUGAAAGUUUCGGAAUGACGUUAUCCCGUCUCGUUGUUUCCGCGAGGCGUAACGCUCAGACGGUCUUAAUUCGCGCGCGAGGGUUCUAUUUGCGAAUUAAUGUCAAGCGCGCGAACUUUAAUGGAUAGCUUUAUAACUACGCAAGUGUGAAUUUUGCAUACGAGCUAUUUGUUCUCGCCUGCUGACAGGAAGACCGAAUCUUAUCAGUUCCAAUUAUUUCAUUCGUAUGUUUGCGCGUUUUCGAGUAAGAGGGAAGUUAUUAGUCGUGGCGAAUAUCAUUCGUUUUCAGAAAUCAUUUGACGAAGCUCUAUCGAUCAGGAAUAAUUUUUAUUUAUUGCUUUCUUUGUUCAUUUACUUCAGUGAAAGUAGUUAGAAAUUGAAUGCGAUCGUAACAUCGAGCGUAAAAAUAAUUGCGUUAAUGUGUCCCAAACUAAAGCCCCAAGCGAGUCUCGAAAAUAUUGCAUUGAAGUGAAAAUAAAAUAAGAUUCAAUGUCCUAUUUCAUGAGAAAUUAACAUUUAAUAAUAUUUCUAUUUUGAUAAAAAUUCGCGUAAUUUCCACUGUUGGAAAUUGCUGUUUUAAUAUAAAAUAAAAUAAUAUAAAAUAUAAAAUAUGUCAGCGAUAUUGCAAUUAUGACAAGUUGCUACAAAUGCUAUGCACACUCAUUCGUUAUAUAAGUAUCAUUUUUUUUAUUUGCGAGCAAUGCGAUAUUUUUAUAUUGCAAAUUUGCGCGUUACUGCACGCUGUACGUUUCACCAAACUUCUCGUUUGAAAAAAGCUCGGACUUCGCAUCUUUGGAAGAUUAGAUCUAAUUAAAAGUGGCCCUCCGGAACAAGCGUCGUUUCAUUUUGAGUUUCUUUCUCUUUAUUUGGUCCAGCCAGUAUGCUGCCAUUGUUCACUGUGCGACGUGACGAUUACCGCUGGUGCAAGUCUCUGGAUAAUAUCAUGUGAGCACGUAUACGUCUGGGUACAUGAGUGCGCGAAAGAUAACAAGCAAAAUAAUCUACGUGUGUUCGAUAAUAUAACGCGAAAUUAGAAGUUAAGCCACGGAGAGGUGGUAUGUCAUUUCGGAAUGAUAGAAGAGAGUAUACGAGUGAGAGAGACAAUGUGACAAUGAACGUGUACGUGUGUUUGCGGGCGCGCACGUGAUGACGCGUGACUUCGCGCGCGUGCACGUUCUCCAAUGUAUUCUAUCGUCAUUAAUCACACUUCAUCCCCACGCAUCCAUACUAAUGUACUCGCAGUAAUGGUAAAACCAAGUCUGUAAGCAUCUGUAAGUUAUUGGUACUAUUAUAUCAUCAAUUGUAAUGCGAUUAAGGCAUUAACGAAUUCACGAGGAGAUCAGUCGUCCAUCACAGGCGCAGAACGAAAGAGAGAGACAAAUAGAGAAUUCAUUUAAUGUCGAUAUACUCACUGUUCAUUAUUUAUAAAGACUCGAAUGCAGGUUACAAUAAAAUGCAUAGUACUUAAUCGAGCGUUCUUUCCUACUCAUUUUCCUCCUGAUCCCAAUGAUAUUCUGCGCGAGGUAACGAAAGACCAUUGUACCAGCAUCUUAGCGUUUGAGUGACUAAUUGGCUCAAAUCCGUGCUGGCAUGCGUAUUAUUAAUUCUAUUGUGCGAAUUUAAUGAGUUUCUAUCGGUUUUGGAUUAUACGUUAGGUCCAUUGGAGAAGAGUCCGGACGAACCUCACUUAGCAUCUAUUACGAAGAGACGUCUCAUUAAUUCAACUCUACUAUACUUUUGUGAUCAUUAUUUGUUCAUCAAAAAGUGAGAGGGAUCUUUUGACACAAACAUCUUUUUUAAUGAUUGUUCUUGGCGUAAUUAUAGUCGAUAUCAGAUUAUUUCAUAUUAAAUUACAUUAUUAUUUGUGAUCGAUAUCCACUUCGUAGUUAUAAUGUUUUCCUUUUGUUCUCCCUCGUAAUAUAGUCGUAUAUCCCUAAACUACAAGCGAAUUAUAUUUUCUUCGACGUAGUAGUCGAGGAAACUUAUUCGCGAACAACGAUAAACUCGCCGAGCGAGUUGGGUGGCGAUAAAAGCCGCCGGAAGAGGCCUCGCUGGAAUACCGGGUGAACAAAAAAUUUGAAAAAAAGCGAAAAAACGUAACGAGUGCUGGCGGAAAAAAGAACACCGCCAUUGCCAUACUCCGGGCAAACCGGAUGCGCGCUAAGCAUCGCGGUUUUUAAAAGCUCUCUUUUCAGCAAUACACACUGUCCUGGAAAAAUACUAAAUCAGAACUAUGGCAGUGACGUUUGCUGUGCGCUGGUGCAUAUAUAUAUAGAAAGAGAGAGAAAUAUAUGGAAUACGGAUAUGAGUGAAGCACAUCCUCGCCGCUGUAAACGACGUAUCGUAACACAUGCGUGAGUGAGUUUCGGAUGCGAGUAUAGGCAAGUUAUACUGUUUCCGGUAAUUUCUUUUCAUGCGAUUAUUACGACGAAUCCUUUUCUUUCUUUUUCACAAAUUUUUAAGCGGUACAUGUAUAAGUAACAUCGGACAAAUAUUAAAAUUUAAACCAUUCUUAAAAAGCAAAUAAUUAGUUUUAAAUUUUGAUUACAAUAUUUUGUGAACAUUUCAAUCUAUUUCAUUAGGGAAAGGAGUAAUCUGACACUCUGCUCUCUCAAGUUUAAUGAUAAUAAUCAGCAGCACAUAAGCUUCAAAUUUUUAAUUAAUUGUAAACUUUUUAAUCAAGAAAUAUGCUAAUAUAAUUAAAAAUUCAUAAGUUUUUCACACUUGUAUCUAACUUAUAGAUACACGCAAUAAUGCGGAACAAUAACAUGCAUUUAAAAGUACACUUCGACUGUGCUUUUUUCCUUUGCUAAUGUUAACCAUAUUUUUCCAGAUUAAGGGAAAUAUUAUCCAACCUUGAUAUAAGCAUUGCUGAGGAAACAUCGGUGAGACAAACCGCUUUAUUUCGGGACAGUUCUCUCGACCAUGCUGUUGCACGCUUCCUCAUACUUCCAUUGUCCUGUCGCUCGCGCGAGUAACGUUUCUCUUUUUUGCGAGGUGGCAGCGGAGAAAGACAUAAACCCUUUGUCAUAAUUUCGCACUGUGGCGGCACACGUAGUGGAUACGCGACGCGUGGAAUCUUCUGGCGCAUACCGUUGCCGGGCUAUGCAUCAUCUCGACGCAGUCAAGUUGCGCAUGUUUGAAAAAGGGACAGAGUCACGAUGUAUGUCCAUAAAAAUCAUCCUGCCGGACUUUUUGAGAUCUCCUCGAUCAUUCUUUUACUAUUUUUUGUUUUUCAUUAUUUUUUUCGGCAUUUGCGUGCCGACGUUCGGAUUAAUUGGUGCCUCUACGUGUGUUUGCGUAUCGGAAAAAAUUGUUUGGAAGAGAUGCGAAUGCGCGCAAGAAUUAUUAUUGGGGAAUCAUUAGCAAAGAUUCUGCACGAUAAAACACGGAGAGGCGAAUCGAUGGCUUUGCGUCAUGUCAGUACGCAUUCUGUAUGGAUACGUGUACUACGUACACACGGGGGCUUACGUGCAAAGCUGAACGCGUAUUGGUAGUCACUACGUUGACCAUUGUGUACGUACUAUUACAAUGUGUGUGGCUUAGCCAAGUCAACACGCCGACAGAGAACGUCCAUUACUUCAUCAAACCCUGGCCAUCGUCGACAGAUCCGUCCACCACCAAUUUGCCAACAAUCGCGACACUCAGCGAGUAUAAACAGUUUGGCUCUUUGACUACAGCAAGUAGGAUAGAGUCUGAACAGGAAGUGUAUACGCAAUUCAGCGCCGUGCGUGCGACAGAACAGCCAGCAACGUGGAGAGAAAGAGAAUUCUCUUUUGCUAAUUAUCUUAAGACGAGUCACGCUAUCUUGAGACGAGUCUAAGUGUCCAAUAUAAUUAACAACAGCACAAAUAUGUAACUUAUUGUGAUGUAAUCUCCGAGACAAAUCGCGUAAGCGGCAUCGUGAUCUUCGCAAAACGCAAUAUAAAGAUAAGAGGAUCCAUUUAUUUCCGCGGGGUUCCGACAAAGCGUUUCAGGAUUACAGCUUGCUGAUCCGUGUCUACAGCUUGGAGAAACGAGAAUACAGAAAGACGAUGCGGUCGUCGGUAAGGACGUCUAGCGAACCUUCGGCUUAAUUGUAACAUUUAAUCGCGACGCGACCGGGUCGUCGGGUUAAUUAUUUAAACCCCCUUAGGUUAACGUUAAAUUAAUGAGCGUAGCCCCGCAAUGGUACCGCAACAUCGAUAAUUCUGCAGUUCUGCGACCGCUUCUCUAUUGAACUAUAAUAUUGGGACACGUACCGCUCGCAGAAUACCGAUAACUCGUUUAUAUAUCUCGUUUGUACCGUUAACGCUAUUGUUUACGACUAGUAUCACCGACAAGCCUUUUCGGAUUACACAGAAAUAAAUUGAAUUACAAUUUCGAAAAUUGAUAAAGAUUGGUGCUUCAUUUAUAACCCGCUCCGAUCCUUUUUUCAUUUUUUUCUGCAACGUACCGCGACUUAAACUGGAUAUUUGCGAUAGAUAUUUUCAGUCUUUCUUGCUAAUGAAAUUGACUCAACACGGCGACAUUCUAAAAUUUAGAUGGUCGAUAUCGUUCUCGACGUCUUCCAAUUUCGACUCUCGUUAAACAAAAUGUAUACGUAAGACAAUGUUCAAAAAUGUGCGCGAUUUCCAGAACACAGAAAAGUGAUAAAAAAGUGCGAAAUAUCAUGCUAAAGAGAUACGUAGUCCGCGUGUUCCAGAUGUUUAAAUUACUAGCAAUGGUUUUUAUGCGCGGGGCACGCAAUGAAUUCAGUGAAACGUAAAUGUUCGUCGAAUUAAUUAUGACGUGGGUGUAAAGCAGAACAGGAUUCUCAUUAGCGGCAAUGCAUUCAAAUCUGACUCAUUUAAGCUCGUUGAGCGUGAAAAUCAGUCGCGCGAUCGGAUCUUUAUUGUUUCCGCAACAAGCCUGGAUCAUUUUAACGUUUAGCUGUCAAAAGGUACCCGCCCCGGUGGUAAACUGUAAUGCGUGCCUGAAUGCUUCGGGGAAUAUCGGAUAACCAAAGGAUAUAAUGCUAUCACACAGUUUCCCUGUGGUGUCAGAGACACACCGAGAUCGGGUGCGCCUCUGAGAUCAGCCGAACCGCGCCAAUCGUUCUCCCUCCAUUUGCAAAUUAAAUGGUCACGUUCUUGAUUUCAAUUUCACGGCAGGCAAUUCCGAGUUUCCAAUGUAACUUGUCUUAAACUCGGCGACCGGACGUUUAAUCUUAAUCGAUCUGCCGUCUUAUCGCAAGCCCGAUGUAUAUCAACAUUUUUCUAUUUCCACCGUUGACAUCUCUAUCGACUUUCCCCGCCACUCUCGUUCUCCGUCUCGUUCCGUCCAUCCUUCCCCGUUCCUCUCGUCGACUUUUAUCCGUUUUCCUUUACCCAUUCUACCAUACCCCGUUCUUUUCGACCAGCGAUUUCUUUCCCGUCGGGGGUUUCGCCACGUCUUUCCGUUUCGCCGCUUUCCACAGCCUUCUCGUUUGGCUCCUUACAGAUUCCGCAACUACUCCCGUUCGGAAGCGAGCGUCCCCUUAGCCGCCUCGAGUCUUAUCUUAAUGGCUUGCCUUGGCAAUCGAAAGUUCAGUUAUUAUCGCGACCGUUGUCGCCCCGCUUCGCGAACUGCGAGAGGUGGAUUGCGCGGAAGCAUCGUGCUAGAUAGAGAACUGUGGAAAUUACUAGGUUGACGCAUACGCAUGGCUACGGGCGAGGACAAACUUCGCUUUUUGGAGAGCCGGGAACUUUCGAAGCUGAACGAUAUUGUCGCCAAGUCGAUUCAUCUGGAACUGGGAGAGAGUCAUUAAAGCUAAGACUUCUCGAUUCGAGAGAAAAAUACUGUAAAUCACGAAGUGACAGCGGAUCGAUUGAUUACAAGUUCCGAACUAACAAUUGCGUUAUCAUAAACAUCGACCGGUGCGUCGUUUACUUUAUGCGAGCCUUUGUUAUGUCGCUUGGCCUGGAAAUCUCAGGAGACAUUGUUAGCGAUUUCUCUGUACCAACAUUAACGAGAUCUGACAGCAUACAGAUAUAAUCGUUCUCGUGAGAAUAUAUUCCUUUAGCAUGCAGCUUCUCCAAAUAAGCAAACGUUUCCACUGUUAUUGCAACGAAAAUGCGCGUUACAUUAAUAUCGACUUAGUAAGUAUUAUUUUAUUGACAUUAUUGAUAGCAAUUGGCUUAAUUAUUCAUAAACUCAUUUUGAGAUGCUAAUAUAAUGCAUUAUAUAGGAAAUAUUAUUCUUGUAUGUUUAAUGUUAUUUUCCGUGCAAAAAUAUAGAAAUUAUUAAAAAGUAGUAUAGUCGAAAUCAAUUUUUCUAUUAAUAAUUCCUUUUCGAUAAAUGAAGAUCACGUGUUUCGUAUAAAAAUAAGAUAUCUUCAUCGCGGAUUCAUAUGACGAACUAUUAGGUUAUUUUAACCAGAAAUAUAACAAUGCUAAAAUUAUAGUUAUAAGCAAAAAGAGAAGAACUAUGAGUAAAAAAUAUAUAAUAGAUGAUACACUUGUUGGUCGUCAUUAUGGGCAAAUUGAUCUCGAACGUGUCGGUAAUGCGUAUUCUGAUAGAGAAACUUGUGAUGUAAUCACAGAUUUUUUAAAUGUAAAAGAAAUCUUUUUAGGCUUCUUCAGCGAUCCGCCACCAGGUCCUUUCGAUGUUUAUCGAGGACCUGCGACAUUUCGUGAAGGCAUUGAUAAGGGACGACAGAUUCUCGGCGGUCCACCCAGUAAAUUAUUUGAGAAAAAAUUUGAGCGAUUUUUGGAGGGCGAAUCACUUACGGAACCAUGGCGCAAGGAGGUAAAGAAACGAUUACAAGACGAGAAGAGGAAGAUCGGUGAUCGUAUGCUACCGACGUCUCCAUCGAAAAAGCACUCGACGCCCGGAGAUUGGUAUGGAUGCUUCGCUAAAUCGUCUUACUUCAGUCCGGAGCUAAAGGUAGAAGCGAGAAAAAAGACGCCGGUUCUGCCUAAUAUGAAGAUCAAGCCCAAUCCGCUCGGUGGGCCGGGAUACGCGGAUAUUUGCCUCAAUCCUUAUCCGUCCUACUCCCACGAGCCUUACGAUCGCGUACUUGGUAAAAAAGCGGUGUCUGAAGGUCGGUUCUUGACGACCAGCGCGCCGUCAGAUUAUUUUCCUCCCAAUCCUUAUAAGGAUGAGAGGCCAGGACCUACUUAUAUUCGCCCGAUUGAAAUCGCAAAGAAGAUACUCGGCGCGCCGCGAUUAUACGUUCCUUUUCCCAAGAGGCCUGGCGGAAGUCACGACGGUUGUUUCAGCAAGUUUCCCGAGUACAUGAGCGAUCCUUACAUUAAGGCUAGGGCCAAACCGGCUGCUAAGCCCAAGUUUAUAAGCGGUGCACCUUCCUUACGAUCGAAAUAUACAAACAGUAUUAUCGCGCAGAUAACGAGGAUAUCAUGCAACGCUCAAAAUUAUCAGGAAUAUCGAGAAAGAACGUAUCCUUUGCACUGAAGAAUCUUUUCUUAAUUGCACGCUCUUUAAACCCAAACUCUCCGUUGAACUUCCAUUUUUUUAUUUUUUUUCACGAGACAACUUUUCUUACAGUUCUCAAUUGAAUGAAAAUUUUAAUUAAAGAGUUUCAUUUUAAUCUGUAGGUUUUCAUAUUUUAUUCGAUAUUUC